CGAGAUUCUUUUUUGACAAUAUGCUCUAAGUUUGCCGUUCAGCGAAGCUAUAACAGCGGUUCUUGGCGAACAAUGCCUUUCGUAUAUAAUCCUGAGGCCAUGAGAAAAUCACGCCCAUCUCCCGGGCACCAAUAAAGCCCAAAGCACGACCGGCAUGACAGAUCACCACUCGAAACCCGUUGGCAAAACUGUUGAGUUGUUUACAUCAACAUGGCGGAAUACGGGGAAGGGACAGAAGGGCGACGAAAGUGGUUCAUCCCGCUGGAGAAGACGAUCCUGACAGCCCUGGUCGAGCAGCAGAAAUCGAUCGUCGAGUCAAAGAAAAGAGACGGGGCCUCCAACAGAGAGAAGGAGAAGGUGUGGGAGGUGAUCGCCGCCCAGUUCUCGGCCCAUCCGAACACGCAGCCGAGGACGAGCCGGGAGCUGAGGCGCUGCUGGGAGAAUAUGAAAGCGAGGGCGAAGAAGGCACUGGAGAGUGAUCGAGCAAGAGAAGGAUCUGAAGACAACAGAAACAUUGGUACAGCUGUGACACCAGAAGUGGAAGCAGUUCUGAAUGUCAUCAGCCCAUAUGAUGAUGUGAAGAAUGUUGUGGUAGAUCCACAAGAUAUAGUGCCAGAUUGUCUAAUGCCAGAAGCUUCUGCAACAACAAACUCCAAUAUCAGAAUGGAGAAUUUUCAGACCAGUCAGUCAUCUGCUUCUGACAAUUCCCAGAACUGUGAGCAGCCCUCUUAUUAUGAAAAGCCAAAUGCUGACUUAACUGCCAACAUAGGACCCUCAAGGCGAACAAGAAAACAAAAAAUGGACCAGCUAUGUGAUCAAGAUAUCUUAUUAGCUCAGUUGCAAAUGCAGCAAGCACAGUUGUCAAUAGAAAAUUUAAGACUGGAGAGGAAAACACUUCAGGAACGAUACCAACAACAAAGGGAAGCUCAUGAAUGGCAGAGAGCACAGCAUGAAGCCAACUUGAAUUUAGCCAUGUUGCAAAUCAAAUUUUGGGAAAAGAAAACUGGAUAUGGUGAUAUGGAAACAUGAACUUGGGUCAAGAAAUAUGCUGGGGCAAAAUUAUGCUGAAAGGAUAUUUUGAUCUUUGAAUUGUUGACUAUUGGAAGUAUUAGCAGCAGUUAUGACUGUCAGAUUUAUUGGGAGUACCUGAGUUAAUCAUGAUCUUAUACUAAAUGUUAUAAUAGUUUUUAACUGUUUUAUGUUAUAUAUGGUUUGUAAUAGUGAAUUUAUUAAAAUCUAACUUCUUUGUUGACAACAAAAAUGAGUUUGAUAAUGUGUUACACAUUGUGUAUUUUUGGAUACGUUAACCAUUCUAGUUUUAAUAAGAAAAUAUAUAAGAAUAGACAUAUAUACAAAUACAUAUAUUUUUGUUAUAUUAUGCAUUGUAAUGUGUGCAGGAUGAAAUCCAGAAACUGUAAUGGAUUGCAGUUGUUCACAAAGUAGCUUUACUUCUAAAGUUAGAAGGUAAUGAGUGAUUAUUUACACGAUGAUGCUAAUAACUGGGUAUCUAGUGAUAUUCAGCAAUAUAGAAUUACAAAGGCUUUACAUCAUAGGAAGGGCUGCCAUCUCUGAAUGAGGGAGGCUACAUUACUCCCCUGACAAGCUCAGGGUGACUGGUGCUUAUACUGAUAAACAUAUUUGAGACUAUAAUGGGUAAAUGAUGCUUAUUCAAGAUACCUCAAGAGCUUGCAACUACCAGAAGCAUUUCAUCCAGAUAACCAGAAGUGUACCCUACCUCAGAAUAAAGGUGACUUCUACAAUAUUAGGUAAUAUAAUAUCACUUUUAACUACUUAAUUCCUUCAAUGUAGAUUAUUGAACAAGCUGUUGCAUCUUCCAUAUUAUUUUACCUUAGAAAGGCAGUGAUUGUGAUAAGACAAAAGAUGCAGUGGUGAAGUUUCAGGCACCUAGGCCAGUGUUCACAAAAGGUCAUAGAAUUUACUUUGACAAAUGUUAAGAACUCCUAAAAACAGUCUUUGACUACAAAAUUUAUCUAUGACUCAGUCAAAAGACUUCUUAGAAUUAGUCUCCGCUCUCCCAACACAAAUUCGACAGGCAUGGCAUGUACAUACAUGCCAUGUCCACUGUGAGUUUACUUUGUUUUUAUACAUAGAUUUUCGAAAAUAUUUUGUUAUCAUAUAUAUCCACAACUGAAGUCAAUAAGAUUAUAGUAAUUACAAUGUCUAUGAUAAAAAUAACACCAUGGAUAUUCAUAGCAAUAGUAAAGAAAAUUUCUUCAUGCUAAUUCAAGUUAAGGUAAAAUCAGGCAAGGUCACAAGGUCUACUAAUUGACUCCUUUGUGGCUAAGCAGAGCCAUCUAUGUGCAGAGACAUUUAACAAAAAAAAUAAAAA
This is a messenger RNA of Penaeus indicus, 2350 nucleotides long. RefSeq names its product myb/SANT-like DNA-binding domain-containing protein 3. The transcript is spliced from 3 exons. Lineage: Eukaryota; Metazoa; Arthropoda; Malacostraca; Decapoda; Penaeidae. The record is from RefSeq and is a predicted model, not a curated record. The coding region runs from base 211 to 1029 and encodes 272 amino acids.